This is a messenger RNA of Grammomys surdaster, 1786 nucleotides long. It is a transcript of the gene Gatc, whose product is annotated as glutamyl-tRNA amidotransferase subunit C. The transcript has 3 exons. The coding region runs from base 16 to 483 and encodes 155 amino acids. The record is from RefSeq and is a predicted model, not a curated record. Gene Ontology annotation, molecular function: glutaminyl-tRNA synthase (glutamine-hydrolyzing) activity. Gene Ontology annotation, biological process: glutaminyl-tRNAGln biosynthesis via transamidation; mitochondrial translation; regulation of translational fidelity. Lineage: Eukaryota; Metazoa; Chordata; Mammalia; Rodentia; Muridae. Gene Ontology annotation, cellular component: mitochondrion; glutamyl-tRNA(Gln) amidotransferase complex.
CCGAGAAGCAAAGAAAUGUGGUCACGGGCGGCGAGGGUGCGAUUUCGGGCUCUGCUGGACGGGAGCCGAGGCUUUGCUUCCGAAGCGGGUCCACGGGGAAAGAUCCAGGCGGCGGGGCCGGCGACCCAGGCUCCACGCCUCGUCCCGCAGGCCACCGGUCGCGUGUCCGCCGCGGUAAUCGAGCAUCUGGAGCGGCUGGCGCUGGUGAACUUCGGCAGCCGCGAGGCGGUGGACCGGCUGGAGAAAGCCGUCGCCUUUGCCGAUCAGCUGCACGCCGUGGACACCGACGGGGUGGAGCCCCUGGAGUCGGUACUGGAGGACAGGUGUCUCUACCUGAGACCUGACAGUGUAGCAGAAGGUGGCUGUGCUGAAGAGCUCCUACAGAAUUCCAGUCAUGUUGUGGAGGAAUACUUUGUGGCCCCCCCAGGUAAUAUCCCUUUGCCAGAAACGGUAAACAAGAUUCCUUCUUCCACAGCAGAGUAGCUAUUCUGGGAAAGGGACACCCUGUCAACGUGGUGGACUCACAAGGGUGGUCAUUUGCUACUGUGAAUUCUAGUAUAAACUGGAUAUUUACGAUUUCUUGGUAAUUGGUCUGAAGACAGAACUGGAAAAGACCCAGCUAACAGAAUACCACAAGCCUGCUUCCAAGGAAAUUGAUCAAAUAUUCAGGCCUAUUCUGUAUGGAAAACAUCUUCCUCCCUCAUCUGUCCCUAAAAAACACUAUCUUGUCAAAAUGUACCUAUGUGGACGUUUCUGUGUGUAUGUAAGAGACAGAUGAUCUGUGUUUCUUUUCCAUUAUCUGUUUCUGGGUACCUACCUUAUUCCUACCAGAGGGCUCAGUUUAUGGAUAGCUUUGAGUAGUAUCAAAGUAAACUACUGCCUGGGAACUCCUAAUUCAGAACCAUCUUCCUUUCUCAGAAAGCUAACCAACCUCCACCUCAUCCUUGGUGUCCAUUAACACAGACCCUCUAUACACACACACAUCUUAAGUAUACAUAAGCACCCAACACACACACACACACACACACACACACACACACACACUCUCUCUCUCUCUUUCUCUCUCUCUUGUGAACUCCAGCCAAAUAGUUCCUUUCUGAAAAGAGAACUUGUUAAAAACAGCCCUGGCUUGUUUUCAUUAUUUCUCUUCCUUUAUCUGCAAUGCCUGUGUCCCACACACUCCCUUUUUUUUGUUCAUUCAGAUAGGGCCUCUUUGUACACCCCUACACCUUGUUUGUUUGUUCAGAUAGGGCCUCUCCUUAUGUCAGGCUGGUCUUGAGCGCACAGCUAGCUUCCUGCUAUAGCCUCCCAAGCACAGGGAUUAGAGGCAGGAACCACCUCAGUGACCUCCUGUUAUAGGCCGUUUAAUUUACAAUGUCAGUUCUGAAUUAUAACAUCUCUGAAUCUGAGUUAGAGAUCCCUCAGAGAUUAAGAGAAUUUCAUAUCCCAGAUGUGGUGGUGAAUGUCAAGCACUUGGGAGGCAGAGGCAAACAGAUCCCCGAAUUCAAGGCCAGCCUGGUCUACAGAGCCAGAAUUAUUCUGAGAAACCCUCUCUGAAAAAGAAAAAAGAAAAAGAAAAAUUAAAAAAAAAAAAAAAAAAGAACCCAAACCAAAGAAACAAAAACCCAGCACUUCCUCUUCUCCAGCCUGAGCCAAGUCCAGCUCUAGAACCCACGUCAACGCAUGGUGACCCAUGACCUGGGAUUCCAGCUCUGCAGAGGUUGAUGCUGUCUUUCUGGACACAUGUGGCAUAAGCAUGUAAAUAAAAACCAAUCUUAAAAAAAAA